GACUCUGCUUCAGCCUUCCCUUGAACCAAUGCAGGUCAUUUUUGUCACCUGAGUGACAGGAAGGUGAUGUAACUUUUGUGUAACAUAAACUCUGCAUUAAUAAAUGUAGGCAUUUAUAAAUAAAAGUGGUAUGAAAAGGCAACACUGUAUUAUAAUCUGUGGGCACGUAAGCCUGAAGGAAGCAUAGGAGAAUUGAAUACAGGAUAUCACUGAAAACUGCAACUGUUCUCUUAAAAUCUGUCUAUGUGUUUUGUUUCCCGAUCCCAUAAGACUAGCAUUUUUUACUGUUGGAGGUAGGCAGAAUUUUUCUUACUGAAAUGUCAUCUCCAAGUGAGGAAGCAAGUCUUUGGGUUUUAGCAGGGCUCUUGUAAAGCAAUCACUCUACAACAAUGACAUAAAAAUCAGAUCGACCUAUGCCUAGGUUAAGGACUUAAUUAUACAGAGUAACUUUGUCAGAUAAAUGGGUGGAGAGAUACAAAGUGUGGCUGUGGAGAGGGAGUAGAUAACUAAAGUUGCUGUGAAGAAGUGUAUGGCAAGGGAGAACAUUUACUUGUGAGUCACAUAUUCAGAACAAAAUAUUGCCUGCCAGUAAGCACAGCUGGCAUCGUGUUGAAUUCAUUCUGCAGUCCACUUCCUAUUGUUGUCAUUUCCUCACUGCGGAAGCCUUCUAGUUAUGAGGAAACAAUGAUAGGUUUGUUUUAAUAUCAAAAUCAAAAUGCUCCUUUUGUAGCACACGAGUAGUCAGAAGCCAACAGAAAUGCUUAGUAAACAUGUUUCAACUGAAGCCUUGUGGAAAACAAACAAACAAACAAAAACCCCGAACCCUCAGAAAUGGUAAUUCAUAUGGAGAGAGAGGAUGAGUGACCCUGGCUGGGCAUUACUUGAUAUGAGCUGAGAAGUCAACUAUGGUGACAGAAUAAAUUCCAUGAAACCACAAGACAAAAAUAAGAGAUGGAAAACUGAAUGGAAGAAUUUCAUCUAAACCCAACUUGGUCUCUGUCCCCUGCACUGCCUGCCUUAACCACUGGGUGCCAGGGGCUUCCCGGCAGGGAGCUUCUCAUGCCCAGCUCAUCCUUCUGUGAUGGGAAUGCUGCCUGCUGGAACUGAUAUAAAUUCUCUCCUGAUUAAGAAAAGGACCAGAAUGGGAACAAUCAGGCAGCUCUGUCCCCGGCUUCACAGCAGAGCCAGGGCUGUGCCUGGCAGUAUUUUGAGCCCAGCAGCUUUCUCUGUAAGGGAGGAAGGAAGUGCCAGGUUUCAGCAGCUUCCUGUCCGAUACUUGCAGCAGAAAGUGACAGCUGAACACCGCACCGGGCUGUUGCUGCCGAAGCGUCCUUGAACCGUAAGGUUAAGUAUAUUUACGAACUGUCUGAUGUCACCUCGGAUUCUGAUAAGACUUCCAAGAUUCACUUUCAAAGCUCAGCUGGAACGCAGGCUGAGUCCUUGGAUUUUGAAGUCUUGUUGAUGCCAGUGAGACUGAUACCUGGGCCUUCAAGAGACUUUCUGAUAGCCCAGCUCCACUCCGUUCAAGCCUAUGACUGGGGGUUUCACCGUAGCACCAUCCUUUGCUCUCCAGUUGCACAAGAUGGGUUCAUUCAGAAGGCCCCGACCUCGCUUCAUGAGCUCUCCAGUGCUCAGUGACCUGCCACGUUUCCAGGCGGCUCGGCAGGCCCUGCAGCUCAGCUCUAACUCGGCAUGGAACAGUGUUCAAACAGCAGUGAUAAAUGUGUUUAAAGGGGGAGGCUUGCAGAACAAUGAACUUUAUACCCUCAAUGAAAAUAUCAGGCGGCUGCUGAAGAGUGAACUGGGAUCCUUCAUCACUGAUUACUUUCAGAACCAGCUCCUUGCGAAAGGCUUGCUGUUCAUAGAGGAGAAGAUUAAGCUGUGUGAAGGUGAGGAUCGCAUUGACAUCCUGUCUGAAAUUUGGGAUCACUACUUUACAGAGACUCUUCCUACGCUCCAGGCAAUAUUCUACCCAGUCCAGGGUCAGGAGUUGACCAUCCGUCAGAUUGCUCUUCUUGGCUUCAGAGACUUGGUCUUGCUAAAAGUGAAGUUGGAAGAAAUUCUUCCUCUGGUCCAGACGAAGCUCCCAGCUUCCAUUGUCCAGAUGCUGUUAAUUCUGCAGAGUGUUCAUGAGCCCGAUGGCCCCAGUGAGAGCUACCUACAGCUGGAAGAACUGGUCAAGCAGGUGGUGUCACCAUACUUGGGUUUGUGUGAGGACCACAGCAUCUCUGGUAGCACCUGCUUGCUUGAGAGGCGGUACUCCAGAUCCCGCUCCAAAGCUGGAGGACUGAGUUACUCCUCUCACCUGGCGACAAGUCGGCAGCCCAGCGAGAUGGCCCUGACACCUCUGACGGAGCAGGAGGGUGAGGCUUAUCUGGAGAAGUGUGGUAGCAUCCGUCGCCACACUGUUGCCAACGCUCAUUCAGAUAUUCAGCUCCUGGCGAUGGCCUCCAUGAUGCACACAGGCAUGGUGAUCGAGGAGUCAGACAGUAAUGACAAAUGUCUCCUCCUGCAGCCCAGUUUCAGCCACAGGCAGUGCUCCAGUGAGCCUAGUAUUGCUGACGGGCCGGAGGGAGGCAUGGCGGCAGGCAGGCAGGACUCAGCAGAGCUGAACUGCACAUCAGUCAGCUAGAAGUUGUCUCUCUGAGGAGAGGAAGACUCUAUGUGCUAAGCUGGACAAAUGCUCGUGUCACCCCCGCUGGAAAAAAAAGGAAAAUUGGAGUCUUGCUCCUGGUGUUAAAACGGCCUUGGAUGAUCUAAUGUCUCUUUGGGAACGCUCUCCAGACUUGUUUUCCUUGCCUGUUUGUGAUCACUGUUGAUAGAGGUACCAGCCUGCUCCCAAAUGCGCGUGAUGGGCUGCAAAGUUGAACAUGGCGGUUUACCUUCUGUGAGCUCUUUUACUGCGCUAGCCUAAACCUUUUGGCCUCAGGUUUCCUUCUGUUUCUUUGGUAUGAUACAAAUGAGCCUCCUUCUGCUUUUGUCUUUCCUGGUUUUGUGCUACUUGUUUGCUUCAGAGAACCCUGUGCUUAAUGUUCUUUUCUUCCAUACUUGAGGUGGUGAUGACCGAGGACUGCCUCUUUCUCUUUUGAAGUUGAACUCAGGGAUGAAACCACUUGCAUCUUGCAGAAAGAUCUGCUCAGAUGGCUUGUGAGAGAAGGAGACCCUUUGCUUGCUUCCCACAGGCGUGAGUGAAAAGAAUCUUGAAGAAACCAGAUUGUUUUUUGCCCCACACUUAAGCAGAACUGGAUAUGUGUGGAGUGCCAGCUGAGCUCUUCCAGUAUAUGCUUUAGUUCCAGUAAUGUCCUUAGGGUUGGCGUUAUAAAUUGAGUGCAAAGGAGGAAGUAUAAAGUGAGAGCAAAUACUGUCCUGAGCGUCCUAGUGUUUGGCAUCAAAUUGCUGUUAAAGUUUUGGGGUGGUACAGCUGCAAUGAAAGGAGAAAUCUAAACCUUCAGAAAGGGAAUGCUCACGCAUUUCUGUUGUGGAAGAGCUAAAGGUGCUUCUCCAGGCUGAUUGUCAUGAGUGCAGAGCGGGAGGUGACGACAGGGCUGCUUCCUUGAGCUGCUCUGGUACUCCCUGCACUUGCAGGAUUUGUGAGACCAGAGAUAAGCAGCUGGGUGCAGAGAGGAGCCCUGUCCUCGUAGCACAUUUGUGAAGUGCUUCUGACCUCCAGUGGUAUCUUGCUUAGUGCAGCAUUUCCUUAAGAUAAAGCGAGGACUACUUGCAGUCUUUGUCCCUGUUUUUAUUUUGAAGAUGAGGAGUGGGUCCAGGUCGUCAGUGCAUCAGGAACUGCGGUGCCCACUGUAUGGCACCGCUUGGUACACAGCUGCUGCUUCUGUGGGAGAAGAACCAAUUUGUUGGAGCAGUCCCCUGCGGUACUCCCCUGAUGUCUUGCUAAGCAGAUUUGCUAGCGUAAUUACAGGCUUAGAGGUGAACUGAAAUGCUGCCUUAAAUGUCAAAUCCCGUUAAAAAUGUGGAUAUAACACCACAGCCACUAGAGUCCAGUCACUGUGGUACUGACUGCAAAUAAAUCUGCCUUGACAAGGAAACAGGAAGUUAGGAUGAGCCUUCAGGAUGUGUUUUUGCACACUGUGACAUUAACUGCAGAAUUUGCCCUGCUGCCACUGGGCAUUAAGCGCCCUCUGUUGCACAGGCUGUACUGGAAGAGAAGCUCAGACCUGCUGAGAUUUGACUUCAGUAACAUGCGCUGCAAAAACCAAGUGGAUGGUUAUUUUACGACGAAGCACUGAAAAAAACAGCAACGAGCACAAGAUUUUGCUGUCUGCGUACACGAGGGUGUUGCUUUGUCUCCUGUGGUUUGCAAAUCUUGUUGGCCUUUGUAGAAAUGCAGUGUUUGGCUCCCCAGCUGUGCUUCUGUGGAGAGAGAUUUGGUUGUGCUGUUUGCCUCCUAGGAAGGAUGUGUCCGGGGAGGCAGGAAGAUGGGGAUUUUAGCAGUCCUUCCUUGAAAUGGAUUCUAGGGGAAGUUGCCUCCUCAUUCUGAAAUUGGACUGAUUGUGCCACCCUGAUGCUGUCACAUGCAGUGACUUGCAGCCUUCUCUUGGCCAAGUGGGCACGUGUGGAAGUGGUGGUCCUGCAGCAUUUCAGCUCGCUCCUACAAGCGCUUCUCAUCUCUUUUACUUCUCUCAUUUCCCUUUUGUAAAUGCCUGAAGCGAGCAGCGCCACCUUCUGUGAUGAAAAUGAGUAUGGUUUGUUUAUUUCCUGACAUACUCUUGGAUCAUCUCUAGGGCUAAUAGGAAUCCAGUCCUGGUUUUAACUUGAAUGUCUUUUGUUUUUACAUCUAUUUAUAAUUUGAAUCAUUUUGAUGUUGUACCUGUUACUUUGCGAAAAUUUGCACCGAGCCACUCUGAAUCGUGCACUUCCUCAGUUGUUUGGAUGUUUUGUGUCGAGAGAAUUAAAGCUGGUGGCUUUACUUUGUAAACUGA
This is a messenger RNA of Numida meleagris (helmeted guineafowl), 4940 nucleotides long. It is a transcript of the gene PRR5L, whose product is annotated as proline rich 5 like. Lineage: Eukaryota; Metazoa; Chordata; Aves; Galliformes; Numididae. The transcript is spliced from 16 exons. Gene Ontology annotation, cellular component: TORC2 complex. The record is from RefSeq and is a predicted model, not a curated record. Bases 1532 to 2632 code for a protein of 366 amino acids. Gene Ontology annotation, biological process: TORC2 signaling.